Cottoperca gobio is the source of this 2067-nucleotide messenger RNA. RefSeq names its product chemokine-like receptor 1. The transcript is spliced from 2 exons. Gene Ontology annotation, molecular function: complement receptor activity; G protein-coupled receptor activity. Gene Ontology annotation, biological process: inflammatory response; phospholipase C-activating G protein-coupled receptor signaling pathway; positive regulation of cytosolic calcium ion concentration. The coding region runs from base 1 to 1197 and encodes 398 amino acids. Lineage: Eukaryota; Metazoa; Chordata; Actinopteri; Perciformes; Bovichtidae. The record is from RefSeq and is a predicted model, not a curated record. Gene Ontology annotation, cellular component: plasma membrane.
AUGUCAGAAUUUGAUCAGGUUUACUUGUGCUGCGGAGACAUAAUCAUCCCACUGACGAACUCUAGGAAAGGGCUCAAGACAAUAAUGGAGAUGACUACUACCCCUUCCUAUCCCACCAAUUCAACAGUCGUAUCUGGAAAUAAUGGCUCUGAGUUUAUUGAUGAGCAUGAUGAGGUGAGACAGUCUCUCCACACCAUGUCUCUCAUUGUUUACUGCCUGGCCUUUGUUCUCGGUGUGCUCGGGAAUGGAGUGGUUAUCUGGGUUACCGGAUUCAAGAUGAAGAAAACAGUUAACACAGUUUGGUUCCUCAACCUCGCUGUGGCCGACUUCCUCUUCACAGCAUUUUUGCCUCUAAGUGUGACCUACACAGCUAUGGAUUUCCACUGGCCUUUUGGCAAAUUCAUGUGCAAACUCAACAGCACUAUAAGCUUUCUGAACAUGUUUGCCAGUGUCUACAUUCUGGUGGUGAUCAGCGUGGACAGAUGUGUGUCUGUGGUGUGGCCCAUCUGGGCCCAGAACCACCGAAGUGUACACAAGGCUUCCUGUGUGAGUCUGGGUGUUUGGGGGCUGGCUCUGAUUCUCAGCGCUCCAUACUUCAUCUUCAGGGAUACUGGGCCGUCAUAUAACAAUGAAGCCAUCAUCAACUGCUUCAACAACUUUGCUUUUUCUGAUGACUAUGAAACACCGUCUGUGAAUCAGCUGCGACAGUUUCGUCAUCAGGCCAUGACCAUCACCCGCUUCCUCCUGGGAUUUGUUGUCCCCUUCACUGUCAUUGUCUCCUGUUAUGCUGUGAUAAUCCAUCGUCUCAGAAGAAACCGCACCCUGGCCAGCCAGUCAAGUCGCCCCUUUAAGAUCAUCGCUGCAGUUAUCAUCACUUUUUUCCUGUGCUGGGCUCCUUAUCACAUCAUGGCUUUAAUUGAGAUGGUGAAUCACAUGACUAAUCAUACAAGUGAAACAUUAGACCAUGUCACCACCAUCGGAGUCCCUAUAGCAACCAGCCUGGCCUUUCUCAACAGUUGCCUGAACCCACUACUGUACGUGUUCAUGGGCCAAGAUUUCAAGGAUAAAGUCCGCAAAUCCAUCCUGAAUAUAUUGGAGACUGCCUUCCAGGAAGAAGUUUCUGGAUCUCGUUCUUACACAAAGUCAGUGGACACCAGUCGGAGCAAAGAGAAGUCAGCUCCUAAUACUGAAGUAUAAGGCUGUCUAUGACAUGAAAGAAGAAAUACUGAAACUGUACAAGUGAUUCACAAAUGUAACUGAAUACAACCAAUAUUAUAUUAUAUUUUUCCUGUUAUAGAAUAUAGUAGACUGUAAAUUACCUUAUGGAACAGAUUUGACUGAAUCUAUAAUCUACAGUGUGUAAUAUCAUUUCUGAACCAAUGCACAAACAGGUUUAUAGCAAGUUCGUUUUGAACUGCAUAGACCCCAAUUACAAACUUGCCUCUCACACCCAACUCAACCCAACUUCCUCUACCAGCAAGACGUGAGAAAAAAAUUGGGCACAAUGACAAGCCCACAGAAAAAAUCUCUUAGUUGAUAUGCACUUUUUGGGGUCUAAGUGUUGUAUUGUCAUUUCCUCUUUUGGUCUAUAUAGUCAUUUUCACAUGGUAACUCAUCAUGACAUGUCUAUUUCCCAUGCCCCUGAUUCACAUCUACACUGCAUGUGGCACCACCAUGGAUUUAUUUUGUAUCAUGUUUGUGUCAUGCAACGUGCGUCAUGUCGUCACGGCCGUUACCAUUUUAAUAAGCUCCGGAGUCCGGCCAGGAGACGUAGCCUCGGCCUGCAGCGCUAAACAGAUAUUAGACACAGACCUGUACUAACGGGUAGUGAUGGCGAGAUGAAGCUUCAUGAAGCAUUGAAGAUUUCCAUCCAAUUGGUUCGCUCAUGGGCAGAAGCUUCAUGGUGCUUCAUUUGCUCUACUGCGCCAUCAAGUGGACAAUACAUGUAAAACCGGUGAAGUGCAAAGCUGCAGUAGAUUUAAAGUAUCUUUGCCCUGAAGAUUCUUUGACGCACACAUAUAAGACUGAAUAUAAUGUUCUAUUUAAAAAUAAAGAUUGAUGUUAUUA